Schistosoma margrebowiei is the source of this 2168-nucleotide messenger RNA. The record is from the annotation of a GenBank genome assembly. NCBI's taxonomy places the organism in Eukaryota, Metazoa, Platyhelminthes, Trematoda, Strigeidida, Schistosomatidae.
UAGAAUGGUCAAUCCUGACAUUUGUUCAGAAAAAAGUUUUAAAAUAAAAUGAAUAACUACUCAAGACGUGUCAAGCCUCAAGAACGUACUUAAAUAUAUAAGCGCACCCCAUUGUUUUCUGAUAAGUUAACCCUAUAGGGCUAACUUCAGCCUAUAUAGAAAACGUUGGAUGCUAAUACACUGUAGUUAAGCAAGCAGUAUGGAGUUAUCUUGAAGAAGCUUAAACCCCUGCUCCAUUGAUUGGAAGCAUCACACUUCCAUGUUAUUUAUCAUAACUAAUUGUGCAUAAGUAACGUGCUUACUGGCACAAUUAUUUGUACAAAAUCGAAAAUAAACGUCUUUACUGAACUUGUGAAUUUCUGCCUAGCAUGUCUCUAGCUAGAAAGUGGUGGGAUAAAAGUGAAUCAACUACCAAAAGGUAUUCAUCUGCCGAUAUACAGCCUAUUGGUGAAUAUUUACAAGAGAAAUUUUCUCAUGGAGUCGACUAUAAUAUGAAAAUUGUUAUACGCGGUGAUCGUAAUGUUGGAAAAUCAGCUUUACUUUCGCGCCUGAAGGGAGAACAGUUUAAAGAAGAAUACAUCCCAUCCAAUGAGAUUCAAUUGGCUAACAUUCAUUGGAAUCAUCAAAAUUCCCAAAGUGUAAUUAAAGUAGAAGUUUGGGAUGUUGUUGAUAAAGGUAAACCUAGGAGUAGUGCUUCGAAAGGCUUGAAGUUUUUCAACAAACUAACAAAAGGCCAACCUGUUAUCAAUAUUGGUGGACAGGCUGGAAAUAUUGAACCAUGUCUAGAUGCGAGUUUUAUUAAUGUCUACAAAGGUGCACAUGGUGUUAUCUUAAUGAUGGAUAUGACAAAAUCAUCGACAUUUGAAUAUGUAUGUCGUGAACUUGUACAAAUUCCUCCAAAACUGCCUAUAUUAAUUAUGUCAAAUUUCCAUGAUAUACAAGAUCAACGUAAAAUCAGUGAAGAACAAGUUCAAAUGUUCCUCAAUGACUCUAUUAUGCAAUUGAAUCAGUAUAAUGUUACAUCUGAUGAAAAAUUCAAUGAAUUAUCAAGAAAUAUUUAUGUACAAAAGAGUUCAUCAUCAAAUCCGAUUCGCUCUAUCCCCGUACAAUAUUGUGAAUCUUCAAUGAAAACCGGUUUAGGUUUGAUGUAUGUGUAUAAAUUCCUGAAUAUACCAUUUUUAUGUCUACAACGUGAUGUAUUACAAUAUCAGUUGAAACGUAAUUAUGAUGAAAUGAUUCAUGUUUUAUAUGAGUUAAGUCCAAAAACUGAUAAUCAGACACCAGAACAACGUUUUAGUUAUAUCGAUUCUGGUCAGAAGAGAACAACUGAUGAAUCGUCAUCAUCACGAACGUGUUCUUCUUCUUUUUCUGUGAUAAAAGAGAAUGUUGUAAACUUUCCAAUUAAAUUAACUGAAUCAAAUAGAACAACAGUAAUGUCUUUCAACCCAUCAUCCAAUAUGAAUAAUGAAAAUAAUUUUGAUGAUAAUCAGAGUAAUGUUCAUAUGAAAAGAGAUGAAUACAAGACUAAUGAAAUCAAUGAACAGUUGAAACAGAAUCCAAUGGUGAUAGCAUUCAGUGAAGAAAUUGAUCCUGCUGAUAAUGAAAUAUAUUAUCUUAAUAACAAUACUAAUAAUAAUCAUUCAGAAUCACCUACGGGAUCGUAUGCAACGUUUACUCCGAGUAGUGAUAAUGACAAUAAUGAUUUUAAUAUUAAUGAUGAUAAUUUACAUUUCAAAAAUAAUAAAAAUUUAUCCAAUGAAAUAAUGGAUGAAUUACAGUUGAAGUUACGCUUAGAACAAUGUCACUCUAAUGGGAAAAGAGUUAAUUUGGAUCAUUCAAAUCAGUUCAAUAGGUCCGAAUUGAAAAUUAUAGAUGGCACGAUGAAACAUUCUGGACAACUGAGAAAAUCUGAGUCUAGACAAAAUAAGUUAACAGACGAACAGGAAAGUGUACUUGGUACGAACUUAAAAAACGAUAAAGAUUUGUCAAUAUCUAAUGAAAAUAUAAUUAUACUACCUACAGAUGAUGAUGCCCUGGAAAAAUUUCUUGAAGAUAGCUAGUAAGAACAAAACUCCAAAUCGUCUUUCUUUUGUGCUUCUUUAAGUGGAAUCCUAACUUUCACUGUUAAUCUUUUGUACAAAGAAAUGAAAUAUACCUUUCCUAUCCUC